AUGGCUGUAUUUCUGUAUCUUUGUGCUCUUUUAUUGCUGUUCACAAGGUCCUUACAAAGUGAGCCAGUUGUGUCAGCUGGAAGCAUUCAUCUGAAGUGCAACCUGGGCUCCAAACUGUGCAAGGACGGCUCGGAGUGUAUCCUCCAUAGCACUGUGUGUGAUGGAGAACCUGACUGCAGGGAUGGUUCAGAUGAAGACGACUGUCCAACUGAAUGCAACAGAGAUCAGUUUCGGUGUGCCCAUGGGAAGAAGUGUCUAGAAAAGGACCAGGUUUGCGAUGGCGUUCCUCAGUGUCAGGACCGUUCUGAUGAACUCAACUGUAUGAAGCGUAUGGACGGCUGUGUUCACCACUGUGACAACAAGAACCGCUGCUUGCCUGCAAACUUCCUCUGUGAUGGAGAGAGGGACUGUUUAGAUGGCACAGAUGAGGAGAACUGUGAGGACCUUGAGGAAGAAGAGUAUAAAAGGGAAGGAAGGACCAGGGUGACCUCUAAGCCUCAUUUACCUGUGGCUACAUCCACUAUCAAGUGUUCUUUGAGUGCCAGACCCUGCAAGGACAAUGCUGAGUGUGUCCUGUACAACCAUGUUUGCGAUGGAGAGGCAGAUUGCAGUGACGGCUCAGAUGAGGAAGAAUGUGUAUCAACGUGUGAAACAAAUCAGUUCCAGUGUGCCCAUGGACAGAAGUGCAUUGCACAGAGCCAGGUGUGUGAUGGUGUGCCUCAGUGUCAGGACCGCUCAGAUGAGCUGGACUGUACCUUGCACAUGGACGGCUGUGCUCACCAGUGUGAUGACAAGACCCGCUGCAUUCCCAACACCUUCCUCUGUGACGGGGAGAGGGACUGCUUAGAUGGCAGCGACGAGGCCAACUGUGCCGAAGAGGGCUGCAGUGCCACUGAAUUGAAGUGCACCAGUGGCCAGUGUGUGUCUGCCACAAUGCGUUGUGAUGGACAGCCAGACUGCUGGGACCGGUCUGAUGAAGAGGCCUGUGCCAAUGCACUGGUCUGCACCACCAAACACAGCUGCCCCGUGAGCAAGGAGUGUCUGGUGCAGGAAUGGAUCUGUGACGGAUAUCAGGACUGCAAAGAUGGCACUGAUGAGAAGGAUUGUCCCGUUGCUCCACUGACCUGUGGUGAGUUCCAGUGGUCGUGUAAAUCCAAGACCAUGUGUGUCCCUAUGGCCUGGAGAUGUGAUGGCAUGAAGGACUGUGAUGAUGGCAGUGAUGAGACUAAAUGUGUAGUGGUGCCGUGUCUUCCUCACCAGUUCCACUGUGGAAGUCGGGAGUGCCUGGAGCUGUCCCUGGUGUGUAACAGCAUGACAAACUGUGCAGAUGGCUCAGACGAGGGAGGCAGCUGCCAGAUAAACUGUGCAGAGAAAGAUAAGAGGCGCUGCUCCCAGACCUGCUACAGCACGCCGCAGGGAACGCGUUGUGGCUGUUCAGCAGGAUACAGGCUCAUGGACGAUGGGAUGACGUGCGCUGAUGUUGAUGAGUGUGAAGGCCUGAGCUCAGGUGUGUGCAGUCAGCUGUGCAUCAACACUCCUGGCUCCUACAGCUGUGACUGUCACCCAGGCUCCAUAAUAGAGGCAGAUGGACUCCACUGCAAGAUCACAGGUGAACCCUACUUGUUGUUGUCAGUCCAGACAGACCUGAUUGUGUUUGGACUGCGCAGUGGCAGCAUGGAUAUGUUGUCCUCCACUGCCAAGAAAGCCAUCCUGUCUGUGGAUUACGACUGGAGGGAGCAGAGGGUCUUCUGGGUCAGUCUGGACACUGGGAGCAUCAAAUGGUCCUCGAUGGACCAGAAAAACACCGGGACGCUGAUUAAAGGCGUGCGAGCUGAUUCUGUAGCUGUGGACUGGCUCGGCAGGAACUUGUACUGGAUUGACGGGGUGAACAGUAAAAUUGUUGCCAUCAGACUGGCCACAGACACUGCAAAAUCCCAGGACCAGACUGUCAUCCUGGAUGAAGACCUGGAUCAGCCCCGCUCUCUGGCCCUGCUGCCACAAAAAGGACUGAUGUUCUGGACAGAGAUCGGUACUAUAGUGAAGAUCGAGCGGGCCGGGAUGGAUGGCUCCGAGAGGGUGGCAGUGGUGAACUCUAGUCUUGGCUGGCCUGGUGGUGUGGCUGUGGACACCAGCUCUGACAGAGUCUAUUGGACGGAUGAGAGACUUGGAGCAAUUGGAUCUGCAACGUUUGAUGGAGAUGAUAUCCGGAUCUUGCAGAUGAAGGAGACCGCCAGCCCAUUCUCACUGGCAGUGUUCAAUGAUAUGCUCUACUGGUCUGAUGCCAAAAAGCGAGUCCUCCAGGCUGCUCAUAAAAUCUCUGGCAAAUACCAUCAGGUUCUCCUGAAAAGACGAAGACAGCCUUUUGGCGUGAAGGUUAUCCACCCAUGGCUCCAGAUGGGAAACCAGAGCCCCUGUGAGAAGAUGGCCUGUUCCCACAUGUGUGUGUUUGCCCGGGGCCCCAAAGCUGUGUGCAAGUGUCCCUCUGGUCUGGUACUGGCGGAGGAUAGGCUGACCUGUUCCCGUCUGGUCAACUCUGCGUUCCUGCUGAUGCUGUCUCCAUCCACUGUCACUCAGAUUUACCUGCAGUCCCGACACACAGCAGGAGAGCUGAAGGGCUGGCCAGAACAUCUGGCCCUGCAGCUGCCCAGUGUCAAUGAAGCCGUCAUCAUGGACUACAACCCCCGUGACCUCACCCUAUUCUUGACCGAUGAUGGCACAAAUUCACUCAGCGCCUUCAAACUGAAGGACUCGGUUUUGGUGUCCCAGGGCCAGCUCCUCAAACUCCUGGGUAACACCAUCACUGCUAUGGCCCUGGACUGGGUGACGCUUAACAUCUACUGGAGCAGCAAUAAACAGCCCCGUCUGCAAGUCACGUCCAUCAUGGGAGCACACACUGCUGUUGUCAUCGAGAAGGGCAUUGAAAGAAUCGGAUCCAUCGUUCUCCAUCCUCCGACUGGGAGAGUUUGUUUCACCAACCUGGGUUUGCAGGGUGCAGGUGCUCCGGCUACUGUAGAGUGUGCAAACAUGGACGGUGCUGAGCAGAAGGUGGUGUGGAAGGAUGCUGUCCAGCCCACAUCCUUGGUCUUCUCCAGUAAUGGGGAUGCUAUUUACUGGGCUGACUCUGCUUUAGGAAGCAUUGGCUCUGUCCAGCUUGAUGGAUCUGAAUACAUAGAGGUGAAGGUUGGUAAUGGCCUGGCUGCUGUGGCUCUGAGUGAUGAUACGCUGCUCUGGAUGACUAUCAAUGAUAAGACCAGGCUCUGGUAUCGAGACGAGCAGCAGCAGAGCAAGUUGUGGUUUGAAGUUGGCACACAAGUGGUCAGCAUGAAGGCCUUCAGCAAGUCAAGUCAGUCCGGUUCUAACAAGUGCACAGAGAACAACGGCAACUGCCAGCAUUUAUGCCUCGCCACCUCAGAAGGCCGGACAUGCAAGUGUGGCCAUGAUCACGUUCCUGUGAAUGACACCCACUGCAGUCUGGAGCAGCACUGCCCAGCCGGCAGCAAGCCAUGUCUGGAUCGACUCUCAUGCCUUCCUGUUGAGAAGUUCUGUAACAGGCAUGUGGACUGCUCCGACCAUUCAGAUGAGAACUGUGUUAAUCUAAUGCUGAUGUCUGGAGUCAAAACCUCUGCUCCCAUCCAGCCUCACAGCUCCCCUCCUCCCCCUUACCCAUCUCUGUCUGAAACCAUUGACCUGUACACCACCAUGAAUGUCAGCAGCCAGCUCAUGAACCUGGAUGCCCAGCAGUGCAGCCAGAGACACUGCAGUAGCAAUGGGCGCUGUGUGAAAAACGCUGGAGACACCACAUGUGUUUGUUCCCUGGGCUAUAUCGGUGAUUCCUGCCAGGACCAUUUCCUGAAGACCAUGCAGGGUCCCAUCAUCUAUGGCGCUGCAGGGCUCUGUGUGGGCGUGGUGGUCAUUGCUGUAAUGGCAGUUCUGGUCAAGAGGAAGAAGAGGGCCAACAUGAGGGGAGCUAGCUCAGCAGCUGUGAAGGAAACUUCUAUGACAGACUUGGAGAACAAAGCUGAGACCACCCCUCGUACAAAAUCUACCGUCCAAGAGAAGCCAGAGGAAGUGGCACCAUCUGUUGGCUGAUGUUGAUGGCA
This is a messenger RNA of Limanda limanda (common dab), 4100 nucleotides long. It is a transcript of the gene lrp13a, whose product is annotated as low-density lipoprotein receptor related-protein 13. The coding region runs from base 1 to 4089 and encodes 1362 amino acids. Gene Ontology annotation, molecular function: calcium ion binding; protein binding. NCBI's taxonomy places the organism in Eukaryota, Metazoa, Chordata, Actinopteri, Pleuronectiformes, Pleuronectidae. The record is from RefSeq and is a predicted model, not a curated record. The transcript has 21 exons.